Messenger RNA from Truncatella angustata, 1624 nucleotides. Its product is annotated as chromate transporter-domain-containing protein. Gene Ontology annotation, biological process: chromate transport. The transcript has 4 exons. The record is from RefSeq and is a predicted model, not a curated record. Bases 88 to 1470 code for a protein of 460 amino acids. Gene Ontology annotation, molecular function: chromate transmembrane transporter activity. Lineage: Eukaryota; Fungi; Ascomycota; Sordariomycetes; Amphisphaeriales; Sporocadaceae.
CUUCAACUAUAAGUCUAGCUACUUCAAGAUCUCCCUCACUUAAUAUUUGCGAGUUGGUAGGAAAUCUGGAUAGUGAUCAUCAUCAUCAUGGUAGUCGCCAGUUGGGAGCACACGGCGCGCGCCAAUGCGCGACAUGCCGCUGAGGCGCUAAAAGGCAAUUGGCACCUAGGCUUUACUGCGUUCGGCGGACCACCCGUUCAUUUCAAGAUAUUCCACGACAAAUUCGUGCAAAAACUUGAAUGGAUCGACGAGCAGAUGUACCAAGAGCUGUUCAGCAUUUGUCAAGCCUUGUCGGGACCUGCUAGCACAAAGAUGUUAUACUGUAUCAACUUGAUUCACAACGGGUUAUGUGGGGCGUUGGUUGCCUUCUUGGUCUGGAGUCUGCCAGGAGCGCUUAGCAUGUGUGCAUUAUCACUUGGUGUAUCCAGCGUCGGAGAAGCCCUACCUCGUGCAGUAUAUGCUCUGCUGUCCGGGCUCAAUGCUGCCACGGUGGGAAUUAUCGCGCUCGCUGCAGUGGAGUUGUCGGAUAAGGCCAUCACGGACAAGCUCACUCGGGUUCUCGUCUUUCUCGCGGCCUCUGCGGGACUGCUUUACAAUGCUUUGUGGUAUUUCCCCGUCCUUAUGGUUCUUGCUGGUUGUGCCGCGGUAGCGUAUGAUUCUCGCUUGGUUCAAAAAGUCACCCAGGCCAUCACCGACAUUGUGAGACCGCGCAGUGAUGCGCAAGUCCCCGAGCACAGCAUCGCCGACGAUGAACCGGAAGAGCGCAUCGUAGCACAAGAAUUUCGGCUGGGAUUCUCUUGGAAGCAGGGAAUCGCCAUCAUCGUGACAUUCUUCGCCGUAUUCCUCGUUGUCAUGGUGACGCGAGGAGUUCUCACGAAUCUGCCACUCCUCUAUAGACUAUUUGCGAAUAUGUACCUCGCGGGAACGAUCAUAUUCGGCGGUGGGCCUGUGGUAAUUCCAUUGCUCCGGGAGUAUGUCGUGGCCGAAGGCUGGGUCAGCCCGAGAGACUUUCUCAUUGGACUUGCGGUGAUACAGGCCCUCCCGGGCCCGAACUUCAAUUUUGCCGUAUACUUGGGAAGCCUGACUGCGAUCAACGGCGGACACUCGAUCAUCGCUGGAGCAGUCAUUGCAUUUAUCGGCAUCUUCACCCCCGGCAUGGUUCUUGUCCAUGGUACCAUGGGCAUUUGGGGAAAGCUGCGAAGUAGACUUUGGGUAAAGUCGGUGGUCAGAGGCGUUAAUGCUGCUGCUGUUGGCCUGGUAUACACAGCUGUGUAUCGAAUUUGGCAGGUUGGUUAUGUCGAUAGUGGUUUCCAGUCAGGGCGAAGUCUUGGCGACGAUCCGUGGUGGGUGGUAGUAACAGCGACGGCGUACGUGGGAGGCCGUUACUUUGGACUAGUUGCACCAGUUGCUAUCAUCCUAGGAGCCAUACUCGGCCUCGUGAGAUAUGGUGUAGUCAGUAGCUCUUCAUAAAUUGUCUCACCCACACAUGUUAGGUUACACCCGCGAACAAGCAUGCGCUACAAGGAUGAUAAUUCAAGGCUCCAGGAAUUGGUCAGAGCCGUGUAUAUAAGCAGAGCAUUUCUACAUAGGUCCGUUUACGGUAUAUAUCUGUGGCUUCUCAGGC